Molecule: messenger RNA, 1386 nt
Organism: Lichtheimia ornata
Lineage: Eukaryota; Fungi; Mucoromycota; Mucoromycetes; Mucorales; Lichtheimiaceae
Product: DNA phosphorothioation-dependent restriction protein DptG
Exons: 2
Coding region: 1-1386 (461 amino acids)
Source: RefSeq, a predicted model, not a curated record
AUGACCGAAAACCAGUCUCCAUUCCCUGCUCCCAUGCCACCGCAUCCUCCUCCCCAUGAAGGCAUGCAUGACCAUCACUCACAACACCAGCAACAGCAGCAGCAGCCACCUGUAAAGCAUGUACAACGAGCAAAGACCAUGAAAAGUACAGCGAGCAAAGUGGGUCGAUUCUUCAAGAAGACUGGAAAAGACAACAAUGACAAGCAUCGUGACAAUGAGUUGCGUUCCAUCUCAUCGGCAAGCAGUCAACGAGGUUGGGAUCGUGCUUCGUUUGGUGGAGGGCCUGAAUAUUAUAAUGAUGCCCUGGAUCGACCCGUCUCACAGGCUACUUCAUACUAUGGUGAGCCAUCCUACAAUGAUGUUGGAUCAGAUGUACGUCCUACUUCGAUACAGAAUGAUGGUGGAGGAGCCUUUUCACUAGCACGACAGCAUGCAGAUGAUGAUUCACCCGAGGUCCAAGAACUAUUACGCGAGCUUGAAGAAGUGAAUACGGCCAUUUCUCAUAUGCAAAAAGAAGUGAUUUCAGAAGCUGAUCGGAAGCAUGCAUUGCAACAACAAUAUGAAGAGAUGCGACGUAUGCUGCAACAAGAGGAACAAGAAUAUCAGCAAAUCGAACAUCGAUUCUUUGAGCACACGCGCUCUGUACGAGCCACUGAUGAUGAUUUAUCGACCAUUCGCGACACGUUCAAAUUACUAAAAUACUCGAUUGCACGCCUUAUCAUGUCCCUCAACAAAAAAGCCGACAUGCAAACCGCCGCAUCCAAGUUUGCAUCCAAAUGGCCUGCCUUGAUUCCAAAGGGUGCCUCUGAACUUGAGCCCGUACACAUCAACUUACUGGCAGAAAAGCUUGUGCAUGAACAUUUGGUCUAUGAGAUUUUCAAAUGCCCCGUCUAUCCAGGCAUGGAGAUCAACGAUGCUUAUGCUUCAGUGAGCGAAUGGCUGACAGCCAAUGGAUCCGAUUUCGCAGUACGCUUGCGACAACAACUAGCAUGCAUUAUCGCCAAAAGCAACAAAGACAGUGAUCUACAACAAGCAGCUGCCACAGAAAAGAAGCGGAUUGUCGAUACAAUUUACCAAGAUUUGGCCGAUGUGUACUCACCCUUUUUACGUGAACACGAUGCAAAGGCGGAUGAGGAGAAGCGAUACAUCAAUAAGGUGGCAGACAUUGUAGAGAAGGCAACCAAAUUGACAGUGGCUAUCCGUGGACAAGAGGUUGAUAUAUCUACACUCGAUACCAAGGAAGGAGAAGCACCCUUUGAUCCAGAAACGAUGGUCGACGUCAAGGGUAAAACAAGUGGCACAGUGCGUUUCUGUAUUUGUCCACCUUUUAUUGGAGGCGAUGGAGAACAUGGAUUCGUGGAAAAAGGCAAAGUCGUUGUUGCUUAG